This is a messenger RNA of Penicillium cinerascens, 1746 nucleotides long. RefSeq names its product sugar porter family MFS transporter. The record is from RefSeq and is a predicted model, not a curated record. Gene Ontology annotation, biological process: transmembrane transport; carbohydrate transport. Gene Ontology annotation, cellular component: plasma membrane. Gene Ontology annotation, molecular function: carbohydrate:proton symporter activity. The transcript has 4 exons. Lineage: Eukaryota; Fungi; Ascomycota; Eurotiomycetes; Eurotiales; Aspergillaceae. The coding region runs from base 1 to 1746 and encodes 581 amino acids.
AUGAAGUCCCCAUUUGCUAGCAAGCAGAAAACUGAAGACAGCGGGUCGCCUCCGGUGACCGAUUUACCAAACUCGUUUGACCAGGAGAAGAGGCGAAGCAGCUCCCUUGACGAGAGGCACGUGCCAUGGGUAACCUGGCGGUCGUUGCUGCUGGGUGGCUUUGCCUCAAUUGGCGGUAUUAUCUUCGGUUAUGAUACUGGUCAAAUUUCGGGGUUCCUUGAGAUGAUGAACUAUAAGCAGCGCUAUGCCCAGCUCAAGGACGGCAAGUAUACGUUUAGCAAUGUCCGUUCAGGAUUGAUUGUGUCCAUGCUUUCCAUCGGUACUUUGAUUGGUGCUCUGUUGGCGGGUCCUCUGGCAGACCGUAUUGGCCGCAAAUGGUCGAUCUUCUCGUGGUGUAUUAUUUUGCACGUCGGCCUCAUCAUUCAAAUUAGUUCACCGUCUGGGAAAUGGUACCAAAUGAUGAUGGGGCGAUUCGUGACUGGAUUUGGUGUGGGUGCCUGUUCGUUGCUGGUUCCCAUGUAUCAGGGUGAGAUUGCUCCACGACACAUUCGAGGUGCCAUGGUUUGUUCAUACCAACUGUUCGUCACGCUCGGUAUCUUCGUUGCAUACUGCAUCAACUACGGCACGGAGACCAUGGACAACACAGCCUCGUGGAGAAUCCCACUGGGCAUCACCUUCCUUUGGGGUUUAGUGCUGGGAUUCGGUAUUCUCAUGUUCCCCGAAAGUCCCCGAUUUGACUAUCGGCAUGGACGCAUCGACCAGGCGAAGAGAACCAUGUCCAAGCUAUACGGUAUUCCCGAAAACCAUCGGGUGAUCGUACACGAGGUGCUCGAAAUCCAGGAGCAGCUGGAUGCAGAGAAGGGAGCCAGGGGCGGAUGGCAUGGCUGGGUUGAGAUGUUCCAGGCCCCCCGGAUGCCGUAUCGUAUUGCACUGGGCAUGGUCCUUCAGGCAUUCCAGCAGCUCACCGGUGCCAACUACUUCUUCUACUAUGGUACGACGGUCUUCAACGGAGCCGGAAUCAGCAACGUCUAUGUCACGCAGAUGAUCCUGGGCGGCGUCAACUUCGGUACCACGUUUGGAGGCCUGUACGUGAUCGAACAUUUCGGUCGCCGCAAGUCUCUGAUGGCGGGCGGUAUCUGGAUGUUCGUCUGCUUCCUGAUCUUCGCCUCGGUGGGACAUUUCUCUCUCGACAUCAGUACACCAUCCAACACACCGGGAGCCGGAACGGCGAUGGUGGUGUUCGCCUGUCUGUUCAUUACAGGGUUCGCGAUGACUUGGGGCCCGAUGGUGUGGGCCAUCGUGGCCGAGUUGUACCCAUCACGAUAUCGAGCGCGGGCGAUGGCGAUGGCGACAGCGUCGAACUGGAUGUGGAAUUUCCUGAUCGGGUUCUUCACGCCGUUCAUCACGCACGACAUUGACUUUGCGUACGGUUAUGUCUUUGCCGGGUGCCUUGCUGUCGCGGUGGUGAUCGUGUAUUUCUUUGUCAUCGAAGGUAAAGACAGGACGCUGGAGGAGAUGGACAUGAUGUACGUGAUGCGGGUGAAGCCGUGGGAGAGCAGCAACUGGGAGGCGCCGGCGCCGGAGCAUCGGCUCACGACGGCGCAGCUCAUGGACCGCCAGGUGGCCGAGGAUUACAACCGCGACGAAGAAACAGCCGCCGGUAACAAACAGGCGGAAGGCCCGGGCCACAUGCAUGCAGAGAACCUACAGGAGAAUCCAGCCGGAGCAGGUCCGUCCGCAGCCUAA